Molecule: messenger RNA, 1863 nt
Organism: Dioscorea cayenensis subsp. rotundata (Guinea yam)
Lineage: Eukaryota; Viridiplantae; Streptophyta; Magnoliopsida; Dioscoreales; Dioscoreaceae
Product: polypyrimidine tract-binding protein homolog 3-like
Exons: 15
Coding region: 201-1547 (448 amino acids)
Biological process (GO): regulation of RNA splicing; mRNA processing
Cellular component (GO): nucleus
Molecular function (GO): mRNA binding
Source: RefSeq, a predicted model, not a curated record
AGUGCGGCAAUGGAAACCAUCAUCUAGGGCAAAAUCCUCGCAUUUCUCACCCUAAUCCAGCCAAUCCGAGAAGCAAAUCGAGAUUUCCAAAAACCCUAACAAUCACCUUCAUGCUUCUCAAUCGAUCUCACUAGCUACAUCCCAGAACCUCGAAAAGCUUCAAGUUUUUUCAAGCUCUUCUUAUUCCGGUUUGAUCGAAGAUGACUGAGCCAUCGAAAGUGAUUCACAUUCGGAACGUAGGGCAUGAGAUUACUGAGAAUGAUUUGCUUCAAUUAUUGCAGCCAUUCGGUGUGGUCACAAAGAUUGUAAUGUUGCGGGCGAAAAAUCAGGCUCUUCUUCAGAUGUAUGAUGUGUCUUCUGCUGUUACUGCCCUGCAGUACUAUGGAAAUAUGCAGCCAAAUAUAAGGGGAAGGAAUGUUUACAUGCAAUUCUCUUCACACCAAGAACUGACAACAACAGAGCAGAGCUCACAAGGACGAAAAGGAGACCAGGAUUCGCAACCCAAUAGAAUCCUUUUAGUCACCAUACAUCAUCUGCUGUAUCCAAUAACAGUGGAAGUGCUGCAUCAAGUUUUCUCUCCUCAUGGAUUUGUAGAGAAGAUAGUCACAUUUCAGAAGUCCGCGGGUGCUCAGGCCCUUAUCCAAUAUCAAUCACGACAGAGUGCCGUACAAGCAAGAAAUACCCUGCAGGGGCGAAACAUAUAUGAUGGUUGCUGUCAACUAGAUAUACAAUUUUCUAACCUCAAUGAGUUGCAAGUUAAUUACAACAAUGAGCGGUCGAGAGACUUCUUGAACCCAUCUUUGCCUUCUGAACAAAGGGGCCGAUCCUCACAAACCGGGUAUGGGGAUGGUGGAGGCCUCUAUGCCCUCCAUCCAACCGGACCCAGGGCAGUUUCCUUUGCACAGAUGAGCAAUGCUGCAGCAGUUGCUGCUGCAUUUGGUGGAGUUUUGCCUCCGGGUGUAACUGGUACUAAUGAUAGGUGUACAAUUUUGGUUUCUAAUCUGAAUCCCGAUAAAAGUGAUGAGGAUAAGCUUUUCAAUUUGUUCUCAAUGUAUGGCAACAUUGUAAGAAUCAAAUUACUACGUAACAAGCCUGAUCAUGCUCUCAUUGAGAUGGAGGAUGGUUUUCAAGCUGAACUGGCUGUGCACUUCUUAAAGGGUGCAAUGCUUUUCGGGAAAAGGUUAGAGGUGAACUUUUCAAAAUAUCCAAACAUCACUCCGGCACCCGACGCUCAUGAAUACAGCGGUUCUACACUAAACCGCUUCAACCGCAAUGCUGUUAAGAACUACCGGUACUGUUGUUCACCUACAAAAAUGAUCCAUGUCUCUACACUUCCCCAAGACAUCACCGAGGACGAGAUUGAAACCCACCUGGUCGAACACGGCACCAUUGUAAGCUCCAAACUCUUCGAGGUCAAUGGGAAGAAGCAAGCCUUGAUACUUUUUGAGGACGAAGAGCAAGCCACCGAAGCUCUUGUAUGCAAGCAUGCGAGCUCCAUCGAUAGUUGUAUCAUCCGGAUUUCCUUCUCCCAGCUCCAGACUAUCUAAACAGACACCAGGAUUGUCGCCCGGGCUUCCCUCGGUCAUAUCUUGUCGGCGUCUUUUUUAAGCAGCCAAUGUCAUUCAUUUCUCUUCCCAAUUUUAAAAUCUCUUGGUGCAUCCAUGUUUUGUGUUUGUGUUAGAUUUUGAUUUGUAUUGUAGGUCUAUUAAGGUUUGUUUUUUCAGUGGGAUUGUGAAUCAAUCUGGUGCUGUGUAUGGAUUGUAUCAUCUUGGAAGGAUAUCUAAUGUAUCAGUGUUGGACAAAAGAACAGCUAUGUUUGUUUUUCAGGCUUAACAAAUAAGAUAAAUGCAUCACAUUUUCUCA